This is a messenger RNA of Oryctolagus cuniculus (rabbit), 4143 nucleotides long. It is a transcript of the gene DNASE1L3, whose product is annotated as deoxyribonuclease 1L3. The record is from RefSeq and is a predicted model, not a curated record. Gene Ontology annotation, cellular component: nucleus. Gene Ontology annotation, molecular function: deoxyribonuclease I activity; DNA binding. Gene Ontology annotation, biological process: programmed cell death involved in cell development; apoptotic DNA fragmentation. NCBI's taxonomy places the organism in Eukaryota, Metazoa, Chordata, Mammalia, Lagomorpha, Leporidae.
AGUGCACAGCACAGCGGAGGCCACAAGAGCGCCAGGAUGUCGCUCGGGAUGAGCCCAGCCUCCCUGCUGCUUCUGCUCCUCUGUCUACACGGCGCCCUGGCCCUGAAGCUCUGUUCCUUCAACGUCAGGUCCUUCGGGUACAGCAAGCGGGAAAACCGCCAGGCCAUGGAUGUCAUUGUCAAGAUCAUCAAACGCUGCGACAUCAUACUCCUGAUGGAAAUCAAGGACAGCAACAACAUGAUCUGCCCCACGCUGAUGGAGAAGCUGAAUGGAAAUUCAAGGAGAGGCAUAACAUACAACUAUGUGAUUAGCUCUCGGCUCGGAAGAAACGUCUAUAAAGAACAGUACGCCUUUCUCUACAAGGAAAAGCUGGUGACUGUGAAGAAAAACUACCUCUACCAUGACUAUGAGGCUGGAGAUGCGGACGCGUUUUCCAGGGAGCCCUACGUAGUCUGGUUCCAGUCGCCUUUCACUGCUGUCAAGGACUUCGUGAUUGUGCCCCUGCACACCAGCCCUGAAGCAUCUGUGAAAGAGAUCGAUGAGCUGGUGGACGUUUACAUGGACGUGAAACGUCGCUGGAACGCUGAGAACUUCAUUUUCAUGGGCGACUUCAAUGCCGGCUGUAGCUACGUCCCCAAGAAAGCCUGGAAAAACAUCCGCUUGAGGACCGACCCCAGAUUUGUUUGGCUGAUUGGGGACGAAGAGGACACCACGGUCAAGAAGAGCACCAGCUGUGCCUACGACAGGAUUGUGCUCCGAGGACAGGACAUCAUCAGAUCUGUGGUUCCCGAUUCAAAUGGCGUCUUUGACUUCCGGAAAGCUUACAAGCUGACAGAGGAGGAGGCCCUGGACGUCAGUGACCACUUUCCAGUUGAAUUUAAACUGCAGUCUUCAACAGCCUUCACCAACAGCAAAAAAUCUGUCCAGCCAAGGAAGAAAGCAAAGGCCAAGCGCUCCUAGAUAAAAAGGCACCACUUUAUUAACCACUUCUUGCCUCUAAAUAAACUGCUCUAACAGGUGGAAACUAUACCCUGCACCCUCGGGAGACAGGACUGGUCCAACCGCUUUCAUUGUUCAACUUGCAUUUAUCCUGACUUGAGUCACGUUGGGAGGAGGAUCUUCUGUUAUCAUGCUUGAGCCCAACCCUCCCCCAAAUUGUCCAAAAGAAAAUCGAUGGCUUUGCAGUCCCCAAGACUGGUCUUCAAGCCCAGGGCUACAGUCCUGCCCGCUCUCACUGGCCCUGCUCCUCCUGCCCUGCUAGAGGCUGCAAGAGGUGGAAGAGUGUCAGCUUUCAGCCUCUGUGUGGGGAAACUGACCCAAAGCUCCAAGGCCCCAUCUGCAUUCUGUCCCCUCCUGUCUGAGGUCAGGCCACUGUGCUGUCUCAUGGGACGAAGGCCACUCCCACCUGGUCUGCCUGCCUCGGAAUUGUCCUCCUCCAGCUCAGCCAGCCCAGUGACCACCAGUGUCAGCCUCUGAAAUUCCAUUCUGACCACAGCCCACCUCUCCUCCCUCCCUGCGCCUAGCAGUCCUCCUGGGCUCCCCUCAUUGUCCAGAAAGAGCUCUGUCUUUAGACACCAAGAUGGGUUUCCAGUAUCAGGCCUCUCAUGCCAACCUCCCUGCUGUCUGUCCCCCACCUUGUCCCAGAAGCUCCAGCAGGAGUCUCCUCCUACACAGCCAUACUCUCCCUCCCUCUGGGCCUGGACUCUACCCAACAUGCGCCGCUCUAUCCCAGAACCUGGGCUAAGAGGCCCCAGUCCCCGUGGAUGCCAGCCUCCACGACAAUGCUCACACUCGUCACCAGGCACAGCACUGGCACUUCUCAGGGGUUCUAGUGUGACAAGUUUCAUCAGCCAGUGCGAUUAAUGUGGUUUAUCUUUCUGCAACCUAAGCAUGGGGGUCCAGCAAUGUGGCACCCUUUUACCUGCGUCCAGGAUGCCCAUGUGUGCUUGCUUUGCUUUGCUCUUCCUGAUAUUGAUGCCAUGAACAUGGCUAAAUGUUCCAAAGCAUAAGCAAUGAAGAGGAGACAUGGCACCCCCAGACCCCUCCCCAGUGUCCUGUCUCAGCCCCCUCACUCCCUGCAAGCUUCUGUGGCCUUCCAGAGUCUGUGCAUGAAUGAGCACCAUAUGCAACCUCAGAAAACACAAGGUGCCGCCUAACCCACACCCACACUUCCGCUCCUCACUUCCGUCCCUUGGCAUGUCCUGUCGGGGACGCUGUGACUCAGGAUGUAAGGAGCCCGCGUGCGCGACCGUAAGCCUGCUUAUUGUCCAAUAUGACUGAGAGAGCAAAACCAAAAGGCUGAGAUUAGGGAGAGGGACUCAUCCCCAAACACCUCGGGGGUCUGGUCAGGCUGGGCGGGGCAGGGCUGGGACCUGGUUGGGGAGAGGCCUCUGGCACCCCUCUUCUGCAUGAGGGCUCGCUGAACCAGGAAACCUUCCGAUUUCCAAGGUCCACAAGGGUCAGGCAAGCAAUGCGGAAACGACCUCGCUCCAUGGAGUGAGGAUCACACUUCUGCCCCGUACACCGGGAGCUCCUCCAGCUGGCGAGGCUGCCACCAGAGCCCCUGAGAACCAAAUGGGCCCGUUCACGGCUCUGACUUGGGGGCAGACAAAUCCUGACUCCCUGAGGCUCCCUCUCCAGCCAGACCUGAAGCAGGUUACUGGAAGCACAGGCAUCUGCCAGCAGUCGUUGUCAGCCAGGCAAGAGAACACACAGCAGGGCUUGUCCUCACUGCCUACCACCUCACAAAGCUGCAAAUCUCCCAACCUGAGUCACCGGGGCAAGGAACACCUACCAGGGCAAGGAACACCAGUGGCUGGGGAGAGGUGAGUACACCCUGGUGAUAUACAACCUUUCAGCCUCGGCUUUGUCCAGAGGAUCUGAACCUUAGUGUGCACCCGAAUCCCAGGGAACCAGCCACCGCGAUGAUUCUCAGGCCCCAGGGCCCAGCAUUUUAGCAGAGCCAUCCCUCUCCCAGGUGAGCCCCAGGCAGGUGAUCUGAGAGCUAGACUCUGCCCUUCUUCAUGGAGGAGGAAGAGUCGGGAGCCAGACUCAGCACCACCUGCUGCCCAGGGAACUGCGCAGGUUCAGUGUGUCUGUGUGAAAGGGGGGAAGAGGGCACCAAUCUCAUAGGACAAGUUUCGGUGACAGGACGGACAGGAAGCACUGAGCAGGGGCCUGACCCCGGUAAGCCCUCCAUAAACAGAAACUGUGUUUUUUAUUAACAGGGCUGGCUCCAUCAGAGUGUGGGUCCCCAUACAGCCCUCGUUUCUUCAGAACGCGUUUUUCCCAUGCAGGGAAUCAUGCUAAGGUCGCAUAGCAGGUAUUCUGGCAGAUGAGCCUUGAGAACAGACAUUCCUACUUCCGACCCUUGUUAUACCCUCUUCCUGGCUGACACCCCUUUCCUGCCUUGAGCCCAGGGACCCUGCCUCUGCUGGGGGUGGCUGCUUCUCCAACUAGGCAACCUGGCUUCUAUCUCUUCCUUGGGUUGGGGAAGGCAAGUUUCAAAGCAGUUAGUUACUAAGCCAGGAAAGGGUGACAAACUGGAGGCCACAGCCCUCCUUCUUCCCAGGAGACCAGGCCCGCGACCCACGUGCGUGUGUGGGUGGAAAGCAGAGCCAGGGAGAGACUCCCAUACCUGCGUCAGCUGGCUAGUCUCCCCAGUGACGGCUUCAGCCGGAGGAUCCCAAAGGAACUAGCGACCCCAUGUCACUCACCCACAGUCACCAUGGUCCCUUACGACCCUGGCACCAGUGCCUUCAAGCUUGAGGGUUUAGAGAAGUUACUCAAAUUAAGUCAAACUAAGGGAAUUUAGAAGGACACAAGGGACAGGUGUUGGGUGUGGCGGUUAAGUCGCAGCCUGGGAAGCGUGCAUCCUACGUCUGCAGUGCCUCGCUUCCAGUCCCAGCUUUGCUCCAGUUCAGCUUCCUGCUAACGUGCACCCUGGCAAUCAGGAGGUGAUGGCUCAAGCAGAUGGGCCCCUGCACCCACGUGGGAGACCUGAACGGAGUUCCAGGCUCCUGGCUUCCACCUGGCCCAGCCUCAGUUGUUGCAGGGCAUUUGGGGAGUGAACCAAUGGAUGAAAUAUCUCUGUCUGCCUCUCCAUCUUUUUUGCUCUCUCUGCAUUUCAAAUAAAUAAACAUU